Messenger RNA from Homalodisca vitripennis (glassy-winged sharpshooter), 3319 nucleotides. RefSeq names its product calponin homology domain-containing protein DDB_G0272472-like. Gene Ontology annotation, biological process: cilium assembly; establishment of epithelial cell polarity. The record is from RefSeq and is a predicted model, not a curated record. NCBI's taxonomy places the organism in Eukaryota, Metazoa, Arthropoda, Insecta, Hemiptera, Cicadellidae. The transcript is spliced from 20 exons. Gene Ontology annotation, cellular component: ciliary transition fiber; centriole; ciliary basal body. Bases 45 to 3104 code for a protein of 1019 amino acids.
UAUACCCUAUUAUCAGAAUAGUAUAUAUUUUGUUUUAGACUAUAAUGAGUAGCUUUUAUAGAGACUUGUUGGAUCAUGGGAAUGAAGAUUCUGAGAUGUCGGAAAUUGGCCCAGAAGACAUGGACAAUAUAAUUAAAGGCGUGGAUGACAUGGAUGAUGCUCUUUUUGGAUUCAAGACAAAGCAACAAGACAGCCAAAAAUUGAAACCUGCAACUGAUGAACCUAAAGUGUCUGAACGACCAAAACUACAAGUAAAAAAGCAUUCCAAUGUUUCAGAUUUCCCUGAGGGAGACUUGUUGGCUGACAUAUCACUUUCAGACGAUGAAUUCUAUGAUUUAGGAAAGAAGCCUCCUUUAGACAGCAAGAGUCGUGAUAAAGUCCAAAUUUCAGCACCAGAGGAGGUAAAUCAGGACAAGUUAGAUAAAUCUAAGAGAAUUGCCAACCUUUUUGGGCUGGAUGACAGUGACGAUGUUGCGGCAGACUCUAAGAAAAAACAGCAGGGAGCGGCAGAUUGGCUGGGUAUAAAGGAAAGCCCAGUCAAAGCAGCAAGCGUAUCUUUGUCAGAUAAUAAUCCGGGGAUUCUGAGUAGAAAAAAUAGUCUCACAGCCACUACAGGUGGAGUAGGUCAAAUUGUGGCUAAAAGUUCAAGGGAAACUAAAAAUAAUGAUAUAACAGAUACAAAAACACAAUUGGCCAAAGUCAUCACUUCUGCAGAAAGUGUUGAUGUUAAUAAACCCUUUGAAAAACCAAAAGCUGACGUAAAAAGAACUGAUUUUCCCAAGGUUAGAGGUGCAAAAACAGUUGAAGUUUAUGAUUUAUUGGGUGAUAAAGCUGAAUUAAAAUCUGCAGAAAUUAAAGAAAAGAAAAGUGCGAUAUUUGAUGAGUUGUUUGGAGACCAUGAUGCAUCAAGGAAUAGUGUGAGCAGGAGAAACUCAGCUGGAAAAAUUCUAGAGGAAAAAAUAAACAAUGAAGCGACUGACAACAGCGUGGAGAAACCAGGGCAGUACACUCCAUCGUCAGGGGUGGCUCGAAGACCUGGAUUGGGCAGACGCAGGGAAACCACCACACCCCCUGCUUCUCUGCUAUUUCAAGAAGACUGGUUGUUGUCUUCAAAUCAGCAGGAAGCCAAAAAAGAGAUUCCUCCAGUUUCUAAAAGUGAAGUGAAACCACCACCAGCAGAAGAGAGUCUACCUACGUGGCUAGGAGGCUCUGGUGUAUUACCAGAAGCCAAACCAGUAAUAAAACCACAGUCUAGUGCAGAGCAGGAAAUCCCUAUGGAGAAAACAGGUUUGUCAGAUAAACAAAUUUCUGAUAAACAAGGCCCUGUACUUGCUGCUCCACUAGAACCUGUAAAACAACAUAAACACCAACCAGAGGAUCAAAUCACACAGUCUGUUGGAGAGGCGAUGAUUCGUAAUUCAGAGCAGAGUCAGCAGAUGGCACUAGCUCUGCAGCGGACAGAGGCACAGCUGUUGGCUGCUGUAGAGUUGCAGACGGCGCAGAGCGACCUGGCAGCUGUGUGUGCACGACAACGUCGUCUGCUGGACAAUCAGGAGCGCCAACUUGCACAACUGGUGGCCCGGCAGACGGAGAGGCAGGGGCUGAUGGAGAGUCAACUACAGAAGCAACAGGACAGGAUACAGCAGCUGUUAGAGGUACUUUCAACUAAUACGUUACCUACAACAUUGGAUGUUGAAGCUCAUAGUCAAGCUUCGAAAGGUGUGGAGGUAAAUGAAGAUAAGGAACGGAAUAAAGAAGUUGUAAAUGACCUUGAGGUUGAAGUCCGGAAAGUAACCCUAGAUAAUGAAGAACUCCGACAGAAGAUAAAAUUGAUGGAAAAAUAUCACAAGAUGGAAUUUGAAUCUCUGGAAGUCCAGCACAGGAGAGAAAUCGAGUCAUGGGAAGAUCGACUUACCAAGCAGAAAGAGCUAUCAGAUCAACUAAGAGAUGAAUUCAAAGAAAGGAUUGCUCGACUUAAGGAGAAUGAAGCAGAGCUGAUUAAUGAGCACAACCAGAGGGUGCGGAGACUGAGAGAGGAGCAAGCUGAGGACAUGAGACAGCUGAUGCAAUUCCACAAGAUGUCCUUAGAGCAGUUCACAUUGUUCGGCCAGCUGGUGACUACCUCCUCAAGAGAAGAACACAAACCACCUGUCCAAACUUGGAAGCCUCUAGAAGCUAAUCAGAUAUCUGAGAAAGAAGAGGAUCUCCAUAGGAAAGAAAAGAUGUUGAAUGCACUCCAAGAGAAGUUGGAGAAACAGAGAGACUCGUCUGAAAAAGAGUUAGAAGAAAUGGAAGCAAAAUUGCAAGAUGAAAAAAUAAAGAACGAAGAAAUAUCAAAACAGCUAAAACAUGAACAAACUCAGCUCAAGUACAAACAACAACAGCUAAAUCAGGAAAAAAAGUUUAUGGAGGAACAGUAUUACGUUCAGAGGAAAAGCCUCGAGGAGAUGCAAGAGAAGGUGAUGUCUGAACAGACCCAGCUGGCAACAGACAAGUUGUCAUUGGCCGAAGAGAGAGCAAAACUGGAUGCACUAGCCAAACUACAAGGAGUUAGCGGCACUGCAUCUUUUGAUAUGAUACAGGCCAAGGCAGAAGUGCAUGGAGCUCUUGAAGCUGCCCGGACAGUCGAAGCAGAAGCUGUGGAAGAGAGGCGGAGACUGAGGGAGAGGGAACGUUUGCUGGAGACUCAGCGGUGGAAACUACGUGAGAUCGAAGAGGACUUAGCUGCAAAAUCUGAUUACUUUGAUCGUGUUGUGCAGGCAGCACAGGCUAGUCAACAAGAUAGCCAGAAGGCUCUGGAAGAGGCGAAGGAGAUGGAACAAAGAGCAAAUGAGAAGCUCCAAGAGGUAGAGAGAAGGAGGAAAGAAGUUCUGGAGAAAGAGCAGAGCUUGAUACGAUUGAAACUGGAUAUUACCAAGGAAGAAAUGCGACUAGAUAAGAAAAGACAACAGUUGGAGCUUGUCCUUCCUAAGCUGUCAUUUGAUGAAGCUCUCACUCUGCAGCCAAUAAAGGAUGUCAUUGAUCCUAAGAUGCUGAUUAUGAAGCUAAGAGCUGAAAGAGAACUGGAGGCCUUCGUUAAACCACAGACUGCAGAAGAAAACUAAAAUAUUUAAUAUUAGAGUUGAUUAUUUUUAUAUGGAUAUUCAAAACCAAAUAUUAGCUUGUAAGAAAAUGUGUUCAUGAUCUCUCACUUGUGUUACAACAAUAUUAAUAUUUUAUACAAUUAACAAGUGUUCUUUAUUUCUUUCUUACACAAUAUAAAUGAUGAUUCAGAAAGGAUUAAUAAAUAAAAGUACAUACAAUACAUGGAAGAAUAAAA